Molecule: messenger RNA, 1437 nt
Organism: Aspergillus niger
Lineage: Eukaryota; Fungi; Ascomycota; Eurotiomycetes; Eurotiales; Aspergillaceae
Exons: 2
Coding region: 1-1437 (478 amino acids)
Cellular component (GO): mitochondrion
Molecular function (GO): proline dehydrogenase activity; FAD binding
Source: RefSeq, a predicted model, not a curated record
AUGAAGGCUGCCCGCCGUCCCAUGCGGGUGCUCUCGGGCGUCCCUACCACAUACUCGUCCGCCAGAUACGUCAGCCGUACCAGCAACCCCAAGUCCUCCGCUGCUGCGUCCACCCCCACCAACACCCUGUUGCAGCAGCAGGCCGCCGUUCCCUCCAAGGAUGCGACGGGAUCUCCCCUGGCCAAGCUCCCGAUCUCCUCCGUCCUGCGGUCGCUGGUGAUCCUAUCCGUCUCUUCUUCCACCCUCCUGUUAAAGCCAUGCAUCUUCGCGCUCUCGACCCUCGCGCACCCCAAGACCCCCGUGUUGGAUGUCGCUAAGAACCCUCUGUUGAACGCGCUCGUCAAGCACACCCUCUACAAGCAGUUCAACGCCGGUGAGAACAAGCUCGAGGUGCAGCAGUCGAUCCAGACGAUCAAGCAGUUGGGUUACCGGGGUGUUCUGCUGGGUUACGCUCGCGAGGUCCUGGUGGGUGAGGGGAAUGUCGACCCGCGCGACGAGAAGGCUGCGCGGGCAGAGAUCCAGACGUGGCUGGAUGGAACCUUGCAAACUGUGGACAUGGCCCAGGAAGGCGACUUUGUGGCCCUGAAGUUCACCGGUAUGGGUACACAGGUGCUUGAAUUCUUGCAGAAGCAGGCUGCUCCCUCGGAGUUCAUGGAUUACGCUAUCACCAAGGUCUGCGAUUUGGCCAUCUCGCGCAAUGUGCGACUUCUCGUCGAUGCUGAGGAGCAGGCGGUGCAGCUUGGCAUUGAGAGAUGGGCCUUGAAGUACCAGAAGUACUGCAAUGCGAAGACCCCUGGCCAUGCCAUUUUCUACAACACCUACCAGGCCUACCUCCGCUCGACCCCGGCCACCAUUGCCAAGCACCUGGAGGUUGCCCGCCAGGAGGGUUACACGGCUGGUGUGAAGCUGGUCCGUGGUGCUUACCUGAAGACUGAGCCUCGCCACCUGAUCUGGGCUGAGAAGGAGGAGACCGACGCCUGCUACGACGGUGUUGUGGAGGCUCUCCUGACUCGCCGCUACAACUCGAUGCUGCAGCCCGCUUCCGAGGAGCACAAGACCGAGCUGCCCCCUGUCAACGUUAUCAUCGCCACUCACAAUCGGGACUCUGUUCGCAAGGCCCACGCCAUCCGUCUCCAGCAGGCUGCUCGCGCUGAGAAGCAGGGAGUUGACCUUAGCUACGCCCAGCUUCAGGGUAUGGCCGAUGAGGUCAGCUGCGAGCUCUUGCAGGGCUUCUCCAGCGCCGAUGGGUCCGCCUCCCAGGAGACCCCUAACGUGUACAAGCUCCUGACCUGGGGUACUGUCAAGGAAUGCAUGGGUUUCUUGAUGAGACGUGCCGUGGAAAACACCGAGGCGGUUGGCCGUACCAAGCAGUCGCAGGAGGCUAUGCUUGGAGAGCUUAAGCGCCGCGUUCGUCGGGUGUUUGGUUUGGGUAACUGA